Molecule: messenger RNA, 4750 nt
Organism: Anolis carolinensis (green anole)
Lineage: Eukaryota; Metazoa; Chordata; Lepidosauria; Squamata; Anolidae
Gene: edar
Product: ectodysplasin A receptor
Exons: 12
Coding region: 26-1420 (464 amino acids)
Biological process (GO): positive regulation of canonical NF-kappaB signal transduction; positive regulation of JNK cascade
Cellular component (GO): plasma membrane
Molecular function (GO): signaling receptor activity
Source: RefSeq, a predicted model, not a curated record
ACUUUAGAGUUAUUUGCCUGUUGUGAUGGAACAGUAUAAGGAUGAGAAGGAAGCAAUGAGAAAUCAUCAGGAUAACAUGGUGUGUCUGGGAGAAUGUCGAUGGCUUCACAUGUUUCCAUUCCUCAUGGUAUCACUUGUAUAUUCUGCUAAUGCUGAAUAUUCUAACUGUGGUGAAAAUGAGUACUACAACCAGACGACCGGGAUGUGCCAUGAGUGUCCACAAUGUGAGCCAGGAGAAGAACCAUACAUGACAUGUGGAUAUGGGACUAAAGAUGAAGACUACGGCUGUGUUCCUUGUCCAUCGGAAAAGUUUUCUAAAGGAGGUUAUCAGAUAUGCAGGAGGCACAAGGAUUGCGAGGGCUUCUUCCGGGCAACUGUUAUGACACCUGGAGAUCAAGAGAAUGAUGCAGAAUGUGGGCCUUGUCUCCCCGGUUACUACAUGUUAGAAAACCGGCCCCGGAAUAUCUAUGGGAUGGUUUGCUACUCAUGCUCGCUGGCACCUCCAAACACCAAAGAAUGUGCAGGUAUUACUUCUGGUGUAUCAGUCAGUUUCUCAAGUACUUCUGGAACAAGUACUCAAUCUCCUUUCCGGCAUAUACACAAAGAUCUGACUGGACAAGGCCAUCUUGCUACAGCUCUCAUAAUUGCUAUGUCAACUAUAUUCAUCAUGGCUAUUGCUAUCGUCCUGAUCAUCAUGUUCUACAUUGUCAAAACAAAAACAUCAGCACAAGCAUGCUGCACCAGCCAUCCUGUGAAGACUGUGGAAGCCCCAGCCAUUAUGCAGGAAGAAAAGAAAGAAGUACAAGAAAAUGUAGUUAUUUUCUCAGAGAAAGAUGAGUUUGGAAAAUUAACAGCAACUCCUGCAAAAGUGGUCAAGAGUGAAAAUGAUGCUUCCUCGGAGAAUGAGAGACUUUUAAGUCGGAGCAUGGACAGUGAUGAAGAAGCUGCAAUUGACAAACAAGGAACACCAGAUCUGUGCUUGUUAUCUCUAGUCCAUCUGGCUCGAGAUAAAUCUUCUACAAACAACAAAUCUACUGGUAUACAAAGCCGGAGGAAAAAGAUUCUUGAUCUGUAUGCUAAUGUAUGCAGUGUUGCAGAAGGUCUCAGUCCCACAGAGCUGCCUUUUGAUUGUCUGGAGAAGACCAGCAGGAUGCUCAGCUCUACAUACAACACUGAAAAAGCUAUUGUGAAGACUUGGCGUCACCUUGCUGAAAGCUUUGGACUGAAGCGUGAUGAAAUUGGGGGCAUGACAGAUGGCAUGCAGCUCUUUGAUCGCAUCAGCACAGCAGGCUACAGUAUCCCAGAACUCUUAACAAAACUAGUGCAAAUUGAGCGGUUGGAUGCUGUGGAGUCUCUCUGCGCAGAUAUUUUGGAGUGGGCACAAGUGAUGCCCAAACCUGAACCAGUGGUGGCUUCGUGACAUGCAUUGCUCUGAUGUACAUUUCCAAAGAAUUUGUAUGGCUUCCAAGAGCAAGGGGACCCAGAAUAGGGCAGGAUCUUGGAAGCAAAGAUGCCCUUCAGACAUCAAUAGCAUUUGAUGUACUUCCGAGAAUUAAGUGCUUGAAGGUUUGCCAUGGUUGUCAUUAGAGACAAAUGCAAGCGACUCAACCAGUAGACUUCUUGGAUGAGAACAACUAGGACAAGUGGAUUGAGAAAAGAUGUUAAGGAUCAUUUCCUAUUCAGUUUACAAGUAUACAGAUCAAUCUAUCCAUAUCAUGGCUUGUUUUGAAGAAAUGUGACUGUCUUGUUGUGGCUUGAUCUAUUCCAGUCUGCAACUGUUAGUCAAUGCUUUUAGAUAUAACAUGGAUACACAUAGGAAUGCAAUUUCUGUUUCUGUAUUUAACAGCAUAUCAAUUUCUUCUCGUCACUUUUUAAACAAAAACAACAAAUACUUGGAAACUAUAUUUACUUAUAUGGACUGGACUGUAAGCCUGUAUCUCCAGUUAUCAGGUCAUGAACAUUCAUGGCAUGUGUGGUCCACACAGACAUUUCAGAACUAUUUGUUAUACAUAUAUACUAAUGGAAAUAUGUGCUAAUUAUAAUGUUACCAGAAUAUAUCUAUGAAUAUGAGCAAUGCCUUAAGAAAAAAACUUUUAUGGUCAUCUUUUAUACAUCAAUAACCAUAAGAUAUCUGGGGAUAUUAUACUAUCCAAAAUAGGUCACUAGAGAUUAGUUGAUAAAGCAUCUAUAACUGAUAUUUACAGUUUUCAGGUUUGAAUGUAGUAAACUCAAUUAACAAUGGAAAAUAGUUAAAAAUAUUACUAUGCUGGACUGAACUAUUAUGAUGUCAACUUCAUUUGUGAUCUACUUUAACCAAAGUAAUAGUUUCCAUGGGCAACUCUAAGAAGAACUGUUAAUGAGGCGAUUAGUACCAAUGGAGUAGCCUAGUUCACUUGUAAUGACACACCAAAUAGCCAAUAGGCUUUAAACUCUCUUUUCUCUUUAAAGUCUUAGGCUUUAAACUCUCUUUUCUCCUCCUUCUGUCCCAUGCAUGAGGAGAGUGAAAUCUACCUUUGAAGAAAUCACAACUUAACUGUACUUUAAUUUUACUUUGAUCAAUUAACAAGCAAGGUGAGGACUUCUAUUAAUUGUAUGUGCCUUCAAUUAACUUCAAUUCACAAUUUAUGGCCACUCCAUGCAUCGUGUACCAUUUUCUUAGGCAAGUAAUACUGAGAGUUGGUUUUGACAGUUUCUUCCUCUGAAAUGAAGUCCACAUCACCUAGUAUUAUUUGUCAGCCUUGCAUCCAAGUAUUAACCAAGAUUAGACAGGACUAGGGUGUUCAGGCCCCAAUUACCCACUAUUAAAAUAAGGUAGUUUCCUGAGUUAAGACAUAACAGGAAGCUACACUUUGUUGAAAAGCAAAUGUAUUUUAUUCUUCCUUCAAUGAUAACUUUUUAGUGGAACAUAAUCCAUUCUACUGUUGUCACAGUACCCAUCAGUAUUGACCCUGAGAAAGAGGACAGGAGGUGCCAUGUCUGCUCUUCUCUGAGUUUGAAUACUUUGUAGUUUGACCAAUGGAACUAUGUGUCAUUACUCAUGCACUGAAGAGAAGAUCUAUUGGGCCUUAUGCAAAUACGUUCCCAUGUAAACCAUGUGCCUGUGAUAUGAUAAUUUAUGCUCUUGAUUUUUAAAUUACAAAAAGAAAAAGGAUAAGCACCCUAUAUUUUAAGCAGGAAGCUCUUGUGAAAUCAUAAUUACUAGUAUAUCGGCCAAUGAAUAGCUUAAUAACCAAGCUGCUUAAUUUAUUAUUCGGUUCGUCACAAAGUGCCAGGUUGACAGUUCUCAGAAGUUAUUAUUAUUAAAAGAAACUUCACAACUUAAAAAGCAAUAAUAUUUUAAUUACAUGUUGCAUGACUGAGCAAAUGAUAACUCAUAUUCUUGAAGAUAAUAAAAAGGCCUACCCCCUACUUGCUCAGCCCUGAAGAAAUGAGAAUUUAAAAAGUCACCACUUUAAUAGGGUCAAUGUCAUGAAUAUUUAAUAUUGUCUUUCAGUGCGUCUGUGUGGUACAGUUUGUUUGUGAGCUCUUGUAUUCUAAGCUUAAAGUAUAUAUAGCUGUGUUUGAAAUCUGAAAAAGGUACAUUUGAUUGCAGUUCAGUUUCUUUCCAGUGCCAUUUACAGUAUCCUAAAUAAAUGGAAGAACUAUAGGCUCACCCUUUGGAUUAACAGCUGAAACCAUGCCCUCUGAUCCUAUGUGCAGGUUUAGUAUUCAUUUGUAUGUGGAACACUGUGUUGAACGGAAACAGCUCCUCCUUGUGUGGAGAAAAAAAUAAUAUCUAGCAAUACUGAAGCUACCACACAGGUUUGGAUUAGAAAAGCCCCAAUUCAGAAAUGUCUGAUGCAGAGGUAGGUUAUGCCAUAGAUGCUCCACCUAGUGAUCUGAGGUCUUCCUUCUAAUUUUAUAAUUAUUCACAUGAAAAAUACAGUCAGUGAUGGAAAUAUAGCACAUUAAUGCUGUGCACAGUCUUGAACAUCAGGGUUGCUGACUUCUAUUGGUUGGGGAAAUCCACAAGCACAGAUUGCUUUCUGCUGGCAGAACAUAACUGUGGGAUUAUAAUGAAAUGUUCAGUAAUUUCAGUCUUUCCAUUUUGCACAGUUGCAUCAAUUGUAGACAGAAUUUUUCACCCCCAUGCUUGUAUCCUAUUUACACAUUAGUCUACCUUAAAUGUCUAUCAUUUAGUUCAGUGAUCCAUCCAAAGCUUGGAAUAUAAGUUUCUUAAAGAAACUAACUUUUAGUGAUUCAUUACUAUUUUAAAGGUAACUUGCUGGCAUUACUUCUGGUUUGCCUUUAUAAAAGAGUAGCUCGUUAAGUUGCUGAGUACUUACUUUUCAUUAUUAUUUUUAAAAUACACUCAAUUUUUUAAAAAAUCUUCAAAUUCAUUCUAAUAUAAUGGUUCAUGAAUAACGAGUAAACUUUACUCAUGUCAAAGAAGAAAAUUUGUUGUCUUCCUUUUAAAAAAAUAUAUUAUUUCCAAGUUUUGUUCUAUACAGUUUAAGGGGCAAAAUAUGCAGCAACUAUUUCUAUUCAACGGCAACGUCAGGACUUUGACGUGAAUAGUACCAAUGUGAAGACUGUACUAUUUAUAUGUUAUUUUGUUUAGCUUAUAGAUAUGCAUUUUAAAGGCAAAAAGCAAGACUAGGUCUUCAUUUCUUGCCAGCUGUACUUCUGUUGUUACAAUUCUGUGUAAUUCUGUAUAUAUAACUUAUUAUUAUUGUACAUUAUGAACAAAUAAAUAAGCUAAUAUGAUAAA